Melanotaenia boesemani (Boeseman's rainbowfish) is the source of this 2356-nucleotide messenger RNA. RefSeq names its product polymerase (DNA directed), epsilon 3 (p17 subunit) (gene pole3). Gene Ontology annotation, biological process: DNA damage response; heterochromatin formation; leading strand elongation. NCBI's taxonomy places the organism in Eukaryota, Metazoa, Chordata, Actinopteri, Atheriniformes, Melanotaeniidae. Gene Ontology annotation, molecular function: chromatin DNA binding; protein heterodimerization activity. The transcript has 4 exons. Gene Ontology annotation, cellular component: epsilon DNA polymerase complex; CHRAC. The record is from RefSeq and is a predicted model, not a curated record. The coding region runs from base 294 to 746 and encodes 150 amino acids.
UAGAAGUUCAUCGUUGACGUCGUUGGGGCUCGUGGUGCUUGGAAGGUUCGCGGGAAACGUCCCAAAACAAAUCGGCGCCGAUGGGCACGCGGGCGGCUCCUGUCCUGGUUUGAAGUUGAACGGAACCCACGCGCCGGUGGUUGAGCAGCGCUUUCUGAGCACGUGCUGACACCGACAAGCUUCGCUGAGCGCGCGAGCGAGCAGCAGCUUCAUUGUUGGGAAAGCAGGCAGUUAGCUUAGCGCGGAGGAGACGAGGCGGCCACCCGGUGUUGAGCCCGAGCGGGUCGGAACCAAUGGCGGAGAGGCCGGAGGACUUGAACCUUCCGAACGCGGUCAUCACCCGCAUAAUCAAGGAAGCGCUCCCAGACGGGGUGAACGUGUCCAAAGAAGCUCGGCGAGCCAUCUCCCAGGCAGCCAGCGUGUUCGUGCUGUACGCGACCUCCUGUGCCAAUAAUUUUGCCAUGAAGGCCAAACGGAAAACUCUGAACGCCGGAGACGUGUUGGCGGCCAUGGAGGAGAUGGAGUUCGAACGGUUCCUGGAGCCUCUCAGAGAGGCGCUGGAAGUGUACAAAAAGGGCCAGAAGGGGAAGAAGGAGGUGUCCGAGCAGAAACGCAAAGAGAAGGAGAAGAAGUCUGGCUCAGAGAACGAUAAGAGCAGGGAGGAAGAGGAGGGGGAGGAGGAAGAGCGCAUGGAGGAGGAGCCAGACGUGGAGAACGAAGUGGAGGAAGAGGAGGUGGAGAACUGAGGAGUGGCUGACGAAAUGAGGAAGAGGAGGUGAUGAAGGGGUGCCGACAGCAAGCUGCCGUCUUCCAACCCGACUAACAAACCAUCCCGAUGUUUAUACAAACAGUAAACACUCUGCGUUUGUUUACGUUAAACAAAAACUCAUCCAACACGUCACAUGACCCGACACCUGAACUCAUCACACGACCCGACACCUGAACUCAUCACACGACCCGACACCUGAAAUCAUCACACGACCCGACACCUGAACUCAUCACACGACCCGACACCUGAACUCAUCACACGACCCGACACCUGAACUCAUCACACGACCCGACACCUGAACUCAUCACACGACCCGACACCUGAACUCAUCACACGACCCGACACCUGAAAUCAUCACACGACCCGACACCUGAACUCAUCACACGACCCGACACCUGAAAUCAUCACACGACCCGACACCUGAAAUCAUCACACGACCCGACACCUGAACUCAUCACACGACCCGACACCUGAACUCAUCACACGACCCGACACCUGAACUCAUCACACGACCCGACACCUGAAAUCAUCACACGACCCGACACCUGAACUCAUCACACGACCCGACACCUGAAAUCAUCACACGACCCGACACCUGAAAUCAUCACACGACCCGACACCUGAACUCAUCACACGACCCGACACCUGAACUCAUCACACGACCCGACACCUGAACUCAUCACACGACCCGACACCUGAAAUCAUCACACGACCCGACACCUGAACUCAUCACACGACCCGACACCUGAACUCAUCACACGACCCGACACCUGAAAUCAUCACACGACCCGACACCUGAAAUCAUCACACGACCCGACACCUGAACUCAUCACACGACCCGACACCUGAACUCAUCACACGACCCGACACCUGAAAUCAUCACACGACCCGACACCUGAACUCAUCACACGACCCGACACCUGAACCUGAACUCACCACAUGACCCGACACCUGAAAUCAUCACCUGACCGACACCUGAAAUCAUCACCUGACCGACACCUGAACUCAUCACAUGACCCGACACCUGAACCUGAACUCACCACAUGACCCGACACCUGAACCUGAACUCACCACAUGACCCGACACCUGAACCUGAACUCACCACAUGACCCGACACCUGAAAUCAUCACCUGACCGACACCUGAACUCAUCACCUGACCGACACCUGAACUCAUCACACGACCCGACACCUGAAAUCAUCACAUGACCCGACACCUGAACCUGAACUAAUCACAUGACCCGACACCUGAACUCAUCACCCGACCGACACCUGAAAUCAUCACAUGACCGACACAUGAACUCAUCACACGACCCGACACCUGAACUCAUCACCUGUCUGCGUCACCCGACCGACACCUGAAGUUAAAAACAAAGGACUUAAAUAAUCUGAAGCUUUUUGGUUUGAAUAAAAAUUGAUGCUUUUCUGUUGAACCCAUCAGUACAUUUGACUAGUUAACCAGUGGUAGUUACCACAUCUGACUAGUUAACCCGUCUGCUUUUGUUUUUCUGCUGAGUUUUGGAACCAUUUGUACUUUUGUAGAACUUGUAUAUGAACAUUGAGAAUUUGAAUAAAAGUUUUUUACAUUU